This is a messenger RNA of Lactuca sativa (garden lettuce), 1067 nucleotides long. RefSeq names its product integral membrane protein (Protein of unknown function DUF92, transmembrane). The record is from RefSeq and is a predicted model, not a curated record. Lineage: Eukaryota; Viridiplantae; Streptophyta; Magnoliopsida; Asterales; Asteraceae. Gene Ontology annotation, cellular component: membrane.
GACUGCACGUACCCAACUGCCCAAAACGACAAAACUUUAUUCCAGAAUCUCCCUGUGUUUUCAUCAGAAACACCAGCGAUUGUUUCUGUGGAUUUCUGGUUAGGUCCAAGGCUAAUGUUCUAGGGCAAAAUCAGUUCACAAAUGGAGGAUCAAUUGGUUCAAGUGAUGAUCGCGGUGCUAAUCUCAUCCCUAAUCGCCCUUAGAGCUUACAGGAAAAACUCUCUCGAUGUUUCAGGCGCAUUCGCCGGUUUCUUUGUCAUGGCUGUUCAUCUCUCCGUCAAUUACAGAUUUGGAGCGAUGUUGUUGGCUUUCUUCUUUACAUCUUCGAAGCUUACUAAAAUGGGGGAGGAUAGAAAGCGGACUCUGGAUGCUGAUUUCAAGGAAGGAGGUCAACGAAAUUGGAUACAAGUUCUAUCCAAUGGUGGAAUUGCUUCAGUUUUGGUUAUAGCAUUUUGGGGGUUGACAACAUCACAGGAUACCUGUCUGGACUCAAAACAAUCAAAAAUUAUAACAGCUCUUGUUGGUGGCCUGAUUGGUCAUUACUCAUGCUGCAAUGGAGACACUUGGUCCUCUGAGCUUGGAGUACUCAGUGAUGAACAGCCUCGGUUGAUUACUACAUUUAGGCCUGUUCGUAGGGGUACAAAUGGUGGAAUAACAAAAGCCGGACUUGUAGCAGCUGCAGCAGCAGGAAGUGUGAUUGGAUUAGCAUUUAUUUUACCAGGAUUUUUCACAAAAAGUUGCACCAAUGAUGCCUUCUUGAAGCAGCUAUUUGUCAUACCUCUUUCUGCCAUAGCAGGACUUGCAGGAAGCUUAAUCGAUUCCAUUUUAGGAGCAACUCUGCAAUUUAGUGGUUUCUGCAGUGUUCGUAACAAGGUUGUAUCGAAACCGGGACCCACAGUGAAGAGGAUCUCGGGGCUCAGUAUACUUGACAACAAUGGUGUGAAUCUCGUAUCGGUAUUUUUAACUUCAGUGCUUACCUCUUUCAUCUGCUUAUACAUCUUCUGAAUGUACAAUUUUACCCUUUUAAUCUGCUAAAUAUUUAUAUAAUGCCAUUAUUCAUGUUUAAU